AUGACGGAAAUGGAGCGGUUCCACGGUCGUACCGGCAGAGAAUUCACCAUCAUCAGACGCGACGGAAUGUACGAGUGUCCCAGUUGUCAUAAUCUGUACAAGUGGAAGAAAUCGAUGCUGUCGCAUUUACGGAAUCAAUGCAAACAGCCGCCUCGAUUCGAGUGUCCUCACUGCACGAUGAAAAACUACCAAAAGUCACACAUGAUUCGUCAUUUACGCGUACACCAUCCACAACUCGCGCAAACCUUCUGGGACCGAAGGCUCAACGGUGGUGGUGGUGGUGGUGGUGGUGAAGCAGGUGACGGCACUUCCGUACCGAGAUCUCUGCCGAAUUACUACGCUCAAGCGAGGGUGAGGAACACGUACGCGAAAGGAUCGUUCGCGGAUUGCUUCAGAAAACCGUUCGGUUGCCCGAAAUGCGGACGAUGCUUCACCGUCAAGGGCAACAUGACCAGGCAUCUCAAGUACGAGUGCGGCCAAGCGCCGCGAUUCCAGUGCCCUUACUGCGAGUUCCGUAGCAAACAAACGUCCAACGUGAUGUCUCACAUCAGAACCAGGCACACGGGUCAGAGGGUUUACGUGGUGCACCUGAAAUACGAGAACUGAAGCGGAUAUCGGGACGAUGCGAAUCGAUAGAGAGCGAGCGAGC
Messenger RNA from Eufriesea mexicana, 649 nucleotides. RefSeq names its product zinc finger protein 697-like. Bases 1 to 606 code for a protein of 201 amino acids. The record is from RefSeq and is a predicted model, not a curated record. The transcript is spliced from 2 exons. NCBI's taxonomy places the organism in Eukaryota, Metazoa, Arthropoda, Insecta, Hymenoptera, Apidae.